ACUAGUUCAAAACCAACAUAUCCAAACAAACGAUGGCUUCUUCCUCCACCCAUGUCUAUCUUUUAAGCUUGGUUUUCUUGAUGAUCUUCUUUCAACUAUCCUCACACCAGCAACUAUGUCGUAAGGACGAGUAUCUUGCUCUAAUGCAAUUCAAAGACAGCUUUGUCAUUGAAAGGCAAGCAUCUACUUGUCCUAAAGUGGAUCUCUGGAAAUCUCAAGGGGUUGAUUGUUGCUCAUGGGAGGGCAUAUGGUGUGACCAGAACACUUCUCAUGUCAUAGGCCUUGAUCUCAGUAGUUCUUGUCUUUUUGGUUCUAUCAAUUCCAGCAGUAGCCUCUUUCGCCUUGGACACCUUCAAUACCUCAACCUUGCACUCAACAACUUCAAUUUCUCAAAGAUACCAUCUGCAAUGGGCAAUCUUUCCAGCCUCGGCUCCAACAACAUCCAUGGCCAGAUACCUAGUUGGAUAUUGAAUAUGAGUGCAAAUUUGUGGGCUUUAGAGCUUUCUCACAACAAUUUCACAAGUUUUGAAGAAUCCUUUCUUGUUUUUCCUUGUCCUAGUCUUUUAUAUCUAGACCUUAGUUUUAACUUUCUCAAAGGUUCUCUACCAAUCCCACCGCUCUCCAUCCUUUUCUACUUAGUUUCUGGGAAUAUGUUCACUGGAGAAAUUCCACAUCAAUUCUGCAACAUGACUUCUCUUCAAGUGUUGGAUUUGUCUCACAAUAAUUUGAGCGGAAUGAUGCUGCAAUGUUUUGGCAACCUCAGCUCCAUGUUGGUUUUAAACUUGGAAGGAAACAACCUCCAUGGUCUUAUUCCUGAAACAUGGGAAACUGGAAACAAACUCGAAGCAAUUAAAAUGGGACAGAAUAAUUUGCAUGGGAGGUUACCAAGAUCACUAGGCAACUGCAAAAUGUUGGAGUUUCUUGAUUUUGGAAAAAACAAGAUCAAAGAUACUUUCCCUUCCUGGUUGGGAGCUCUUCCUGAAUUGAGGAUUCUCAUUUUGCGUUCAAAUAGGUUCUAUGGCACAAUUUCAAUCAAAGUACCAGAGACAAAUUUCUUGUUUCCUAAGCUCCGCAUCAUUGACCUCUCAAACAACGGAUUUGUUGGCACUUUGCCAAUAGACUUCUUUGCAAGAUGGAAUGCCAUGGCUAAUCUUGAUGGGGAGAACGCAGCAUAUUUGCAAGCAUAUAAGCGCUAUUUAAUGGUGAACCUUCUCGUCGUUCCUUUUCAAUUUCCUUACUCAAUGACAAUAACAAACAAAGGAGAGAAAAUGGAAUAUGCAAAGAUCUUGGAGGUUUUUUGUGCCGUGGAUCUUUCUUGCAACAAAUUUGAUGGAGAGAUUCCAGAAGUAGUUGGGAACUUAAAGGGACUUCAAUUGCUCAAUCUUUCCAACAACAUCCUUGUUGGUCCAAUCCCAACAGCCUUGGGAUAUCUCACAAAUCUUGAAGCACUUGACCUUUCUCAAAACAAACUUACUGGAAGAAUUCCUACACAACUAACACGGCUCAAUUUUCUUGCAGUCUUCAAUGUGUCUCACAACCAUUUGACAGGUUCUAUCCCAAAAGGCAAACAGUUUGAUACAUUUGAAAACAGCUCUUUUGGUGGAAAUUUAGGAUUGUGUGGAAUGCCACUGUCAAGGCAAUGUAACUACUAUAGCUCUGAGGAUUUGCCUCCACCGUCUCCAACCUCCAAAGGAAAUGAAAUCUCUGGAUUGUUAGCUGAAUUUAGUUGGAAAUUGGUGUUGCUGGGUUAUGGAUGUGGAUUCCUCAUUGGUGUGGUUAUUGGAAACAUUGUUUUUACAAGAAAACGUGAAUGGUUUUUGAAGACAUUCCGAAACAGGCAUCCAUGAAGGCAAAGGAAGGGGGGGUAAAAGAUUGAAUAGGAGCAAGGAGUGAAGAUGAUAUCAUUUCAUUGUUUAUGCUUUUUUCACUUCUUUUAUUUGUUUUGUGAUUACAAGUCAAGUUCAGUGCAAGUCUAAUGUAUGGUAUGGAGUGGAAUUUCAAUCUUCAUGAAUAAGUACUUACUGCUACUUCAGCAGCUGAUAGUGAACAUUAAUAAUUUCUUUUUAGUAAAUUCUUUGCUUUCCA
Messenger RNA from Rubroshorea leprosula, 2085 nucleotides. The record is from the annotation of a GenBank genome assembly. NCBI's taxonomy places the organism in Eukaryota, Viridiplantae, Streptophyta, Magnoliopsida, Malvales, Dipterocarpaceae.